AUAGAUAGCUAUGAGAGAGAGCUGUUCGGGCAGAGAACUACCAGUACUAUCCGCUGCGGACAGAAAGUGGAGAGCGAAAAAUAACUCAAGAACCGACAGCCUGCCGUAUGCCAAUGUUCAAAAAUAUACAGUUUCGAUAGAGGCCAAGGGAUCAAGAAUCAGACGCAGAAGAUUUGAGCUUUGGUCAUCUGAAAGAGGAGAGAUAAAGAUGUCGUCUCCAAGUCCGGGCAAAAGACGAAUGGACACAGACGUGGUGAAACUCAUUGAGAGUAAACAUGAAGUCACGAUCUUGAGUGGACUCAACGAAUUUGUAGUCAAGUUUUAUGGACCACAAGGAACACCGUAUGAAGGCGGCGUAUGGAAGGUGCGAGUAGAUCUUCCUGACAAAUACCCCUUCAAAUCUCCAUCUAUAGGAUUUAUGAAUAAGAUUUUUCAUCCGAACAUCGAUGAAGCGUCAGGGACCGUGUGUUUAGAUGUGAUCAAUCAGACAUGGACCGCUCUUUAUGAUCUCACCAAUAUCUUCGAGUCGUUUUUGCCACAGUUGCUGGCCUACCCGAACCCCAUCGACCCUCUGAACGGGGACGCCGCAGCCAUGUACCUGCACCGGCCAGAGGACUACAAACAGAAAAUCAAAGAAUACAUCCAGAAAUAUGCAACAGAGGAGGCCCUGAAGGAGCAGGAGGAAGGAGCAGGCGAUUCCUCUUCAGAAAGCUCCAUGUCUGAUUUUUCAGAGGACGAAGCGCAGGACAUGGAGUUGUAGUUAGGGGCGACAGUUUCUCCCCUUUACCACAGAGACUAUAUGAUUUCCUAACCAUGCGAAGCAGACUAUAAAGAUUCAUAUUUAAACAAGGUGAUUUUUUUUAUCGUUAUUAUUAUUAUUAUUAUUACUAAACCAGGAUUUUUAUGGAUAUCUAGCGUUGACGAUGAAUACAGCACCCUCUCUAGGUGUUCCGUCUCUACUUUCUGGUGGUUGUUUUUUUUUCCCUUGACCUCUCUUUCACUCUCUCACUCGCUCUCUCCGUCACCCCACUGAAAGAAAGGCUCGUAGUGUUCGCUCCGAUUCCACCUUCCUAGCCGCGCAGCCGUAAUGCAUGUCAUCUCCUCCCUGAUCCACCUUUCGAACCGGAUUCUAAACAGAGGCUGUAUUUAAGCGGGGGUGCCCAUCUUUUUCUCCCUUGUGACGUACUAGCGUAUCAGAGACGCCUGCGGGUUCUGUCCGUGAUGCCCUGACGUGUAAACCCCCUCAGAUUAGAGGACGGUCUUCAAUUGGAGUUGUUGCUGUUGGAUUGGACGCAUUUUGCCAGACACAUCCCUGUUUCUUCGUUUCACCUCAGCGGUUUGAUCGAUUCCAUUCGACCUUCCCAGUGCAAGUCAUUUUGAAUAAUCGCCUGGUUGUCGUUUUUGUUUGUUUUCUCUUUGAACAGCUGUAUUUUUUUUAAGUGACGAUAAAAAUGUUAGCCGAAGGAAAUGGCAGGUUAUUUUGUUGAUUUUAGUUUUCGUUUUAUUUCACUUUUUAUUUGGGUCUCACCUUGGGGGAAAGUUUCCACGCUGUGUCAAGAUGAUCAUCAGGAUUUUACAGAAUGUCAUCAAUUUUUUCCAAUGAAAACAAAGCUGUGAGCGUUAGAUGUAUUGUUUGUUUAUUGGGUUGCAGUGUUCUUUACUUUGCUGUCGAUCGGUUAGCCGUCCCAACAUUGAUAAAAACAUCUUUGCAAAGUAUUUGGUGACCAAAAAAAACCCUGUAUUGUGAAAAUUAGACAUGACAAAACCUUCACAAGCACAACCUAUCCCUCACAUCUUAGUUUUUAUUUGCAAAAAAUUAAAUAUGGCGUUUACCCUGAUUAAUGUCUAUAGAUACAAACCAGUCCCACAGUUCCGCUCCAGUUUGUCUACUGUGGAAAUAUCCCCACCUCUCCCUUUAUAUUCCAAAUCUUUUGACAUGAGUGUCUCUAAAAGAUGUAGAUAAAGAGGCUAGCACACAGAGAUUCAACAGAAGCUCACUAAUUUUCAACUAGCUCUGUUUUUUUUGUUGUUUUUUUGCUUUGUGGAAGCCCUGGCUGGAUUUUAAGACAUCUCAAAAUGUCUAGGAACAAGAGCACAAGUCUUUAUUUUCUAGACACCUGAGGAACAGUACAGUCUGUGCCCUGUCUGGCCUCUCCAUGUUCCAUUUUCUAAUAACAAUGUAUAUGAAAAGAGUGUUUGUCUUUCUGUUACUGUCUCGCAUCCUUUUCGGCUCCCUUUUUUGUACGUUGUGGUAUGAUACGGAAGUGGAGUUGUGUAGGACUUCGAAGAAAAGUCGAAGAGACAUUUGUAGUAAUCAUCUUUCCUAUUGCUUGUGCAUACUGUAUCUACGCUAGAUGUUGUUUGACCUCAUGUAGAUCUAGUUAGUUUACUGGGUGGUGAAGUCAAAAUGUUCAUAUGGAUUUAAGUUUUGCUUAACCUGCUUGUCAGGAUACACAUUAUCCGGUGGAUUAGGUUUGGUUAGAUUUGCCUCCGUCGGUUAGGAUUCAUAAGAACCUACUUGUGGUUUUAGUUGAAGUGAGUAACAUUUACUAACGUGGAGGUGAGUUUUUGCUGGCACGGCAGAUGUGUUCUGUAUAAAGAGCUUUUGAUUUUUAACACGCACCUGCAGAAAUCAACAUAUAAAACACGAAGAACCACGUUUAGUUGGUUCGGUUGUGUUUAUUCAGUAUUCUCACAUUAUGACGCCAAACAGUCCGCCAGAUUUAUUCAUUGUCUGGAAAAUAAAAGCUUCGCGGAUGUCAGCCUCCGUGGAAUAGCAUAGGGUUUUCUGUUCAAAACUUGGCUCGUGUGGUUGUUACAAAGCUGCCAAUAUUUAUCCUCCAGAGUUGCGUUCUGCUGUUUUCUCAGAUCGAUGUUUCAUGGGCAAAACAAGAGUUUUGAAGUUUAGCCCGUGUCUAGAAUUGGCCGAAUAGUGCAAUGAAGAAAAGUUCAAAUAUUUUCCGGUCUGGUUUUCUACAUAAACACCAUCUUUCUCACCUGUAUGCAGUAUUGUGUUUGAGUGAGGGGUAGUCGAGAGACGGGCAGUGGACCGAUGUGAGGUGAUGUGAAUCUGCGUCUCUUAAUCAGAGGGAGAGAUGUCUUCUUUUUCUUUUCUUUUGAAUUGAGGCUUUGUUUCCCAUACAACACGGCCUUCCCACCCUUGUCUCUCAGAUACAUGAAAAAUGCAUCUCGAUUGUGGUUUGGUUGCAUAGCAACAAACACACACACACAGUGUGUCAUAAGGAACAACACACUCCGCCUCUCUCUUUCUUUUAUUUCUGCUUUAUUUUUGCUCCCUGGACUUGUGGAAAUUUAGUUCUAAUAUUUGUUUCUUUGUUUUUAACUGUCAUGUCAAAGAGUAAAAUUGACUAAAGAAGCUGAGAAAUAAACAUGUAUUUGUGUGCUUCCAUUACAAGUUUAAUUUGAAAUGAUACUGAAAUUGUGAAUUUAUUUUUUAUUAUUUACUAAUUUUCAGAUUUAUUUUGUAAUGUCAAUAAAACAGAGGCACCCAUUUGGAGCAGGUAAUAUUGACAAUAUCUUGUGUUUGAGGAUAGAGGGCGCUCUUCAGAGUUGGUUUAGUGGUUGGGGUGGAAUAAACAAUUACAGUGUGUUCCUUUUUGUUUCGCACCCAUAAACCCGCAGUGCUUAAACACGCACUACACAUCUACACACGUUCAGGGGACAGCAGUUAUUAAUGUCAAGAUCUCCAGCUGUUUGUUUGAUAGGGAGAGAGAAAGAGAGAGGGAAGAAGAGUUUUGUCUUCCGGCUGUCAUGGCCUCAGAGGCUUGCCCUAUUGGGCCUCUGGGUCGAUGGCAUCACAUCUCCUCUUGCAUUUGUGUUGAGCAGCUCUCCAGUGCACUUUUGCAUGCGUCUGGUGUAGAGUCCAGUCUAGUUGAGUCCUGGCUGUCCACUUCUUUAAUUUUUAUACCUGUGCUUCAAAGGGUGCUCAGACAUCGGGCUUAUGUGGGCACACAGCAUGGAUUUUUUUAAUAGUAUCUGUAUUUAGUACCUAGUGUGUGAUACGCUGAUAAAAAAAUCAAAACAUACACUUUUUGUUAAUCACAGGUAUUACGGUAAUUUGCCCCUUUUAUUUCCUUAUCCAUUAACCUUACUCUUUAUUUUUGCCUUUUCUUUUAUCUUUUGCAUUGUGAAGUGGGCAUGCCUGUCACAAAAGACAAAUGCUCUUUAUCUAUAGGAUUAUAAUCUCUUAAAUAGCUGUGUACAGUAAACUGUAAUAACUUCUUUUUUAAUAAAAUAUUAAAUAUGUGUAC
Triplophysa rosa is the source of this 4271-nucleotide messenger RNA. It is a transcript of the gene ube2h, whose product is annotated as ubiquitin-conjugating enzyme E2H (UBC8 homolog, yeast). Gene Ontology annotation, molecular function: ubiquitin conjugating enzyme activity. The record is from RefSeq and is a predicted model, not a curated record. Bases 11 to 760 code for a protein of 249 amino acids. Gene Ontology annotation, cellular component: nucleus. Lineage: Eukaryota; Metazoa; Chordata; Actinopteri; Cypriniformes; Nemacheilidae. The transcript has 7 exons. Gene Ontology annotation, biological process: protein polyubiquitination; ubiquitin-dependent protein catabolic process.